This is a messenger RNA of Girardinichthys multiradiatus, 1522 nucleotides long. RefSeq names its product keratin, type II cytoskeletal 8-like. NCBI's taxonomy places the organism in Eukaryota, Metazoa, Chordata, Actinopteri, Cyprinodontiformes, Goodeidae. The record is from RefSeq and is a predicted model, not a curated record. Gene Ontology annotation, cellular component: keratin filament. The transcript is spliced from 7 exons. Bases 122 to 1522 code for a protein of 466 amino acids. Gene Ontology annotation, molecular function: structural constituent of skin epidermis. Gene Ontology annotation, biological process: intermediate filament organization; keratinization.
AAGACACUUAGAGGGACCUGGCUCUCCUCUUAGUGUGCUCCACAUCUCUGCCAAACCUCUCUCUGUCUCUGUUCCUCCUUUUUUCUCUGUAAGCUUCUUCUCAGAAGAAACUAGACCAACCAUGUCGACCAGAACGAGCGUGAAAACAGCCAGGUCCAGCUUUGGUGGCGGAGGUUUUGGCAGUGGUGGCCGUGUCUCAGGAGGAGUAGGAUUUUCCUCAAGAUCUGCUGUUUCCUUCAGGCCAUCAUCUUUCCAAAUGGCCACAGCAAACAUUGGAGGUGGCUCAAUGCAGAGGUCAAGCAUGGGUGGCGGUUUCAGCAGUGGCUCUGCAUAUGGUGGUUUUGGCAGCGGUGCAGGUUUUGGCGGCGGUGCAGGUUUCGGCAGUGGUGGAGGUUUCGGCAGUGGUGGAGGUUUCGGCGGUGGUUCUGGUUUUGGCGGUGGUUCUGGUUUCGGCGGUGGUUCUGGUUUCGGCGGUGGUGCUGGAGGUUUCAUUGCACCGUCCAUCGCAAAUGUCCAAUUCAACCAGAGCUUGCUGGCUCCUCUGAACCUUGAGAUUGACCCCGCAAUCCAGACUGUCCGUACCCAGGAAAAAGAGCAGAUCAAGACCCUCAACAACCGCUUCGCCAGCUUCAUUGACAAGGUCCGCUUCCUGGAGCAACAGAACAAAAUGCUUGAGACCAAAUGGAGCCUUCUGCAGGAUCAGACCACGACUCGCUCCAACAUUGACAGCAUGUUUGAGGCCUACAUUGCCAACCUGCGCAGACAGUUGGAUGGGCUCGGCAAUGAGAAGAUGAAGAUGGAGGGAGAGCUGAAGAACAUGCAGAACAUGGUGGAGGACUUCAAGAACAAAUAUGAAGAUGAAAUCAACAAGCGUGCUGCUGUGGAGAAUGAGUUUGUGCUCCUCAAAAAGGAUGUAGAUGGUGCCUACAUGAACAAAAUUGAGCUGGACGCAAAGGUUGAUGCUCUUCAGGAUGAAAUUAACUUCCUCAGAGCUAUCUAUGAAAUGGAACUGAAUGAGCUCCAGGGACAGAUCAAGGACACCUCAGUCAUUGUGGAGAUGGACAACAGCCGCAACCUGGACAUGGAUGCCAUUGUGGCCGAAGUCAGGGCACAGUAUGAGGAGAUUGCCAACAACAGCCGAGCUGAGGCUGAGAAGUGGUACCAGCAGAAGUUCCAAGAGAUGCAGACCUCUGCAUCACAGGCCGGAGAUGACCUUCGCAACACAAAGAGCGAGAUUGCUGAGCUCAACCGCAUGAUCAGCCGACUCCAGAAUGAGAUUGAGGCAGUUAAAGCACAGCGAGUCAACCUGGAGGCCCAGAUUGCUGAGGCUGAGGAGCGUGGUGAGCUGGCUGUGAAGGACGCCAAGCUCCGCAUCAGGGAACUGGAAGAGGCACUGCAGAGAGCCAAGCAGGACAUGGCCCGCCAGGUCCGCGAGUAUCAGGAGCUCAUGAAUGUCAAAUUGGCUCUGGACAUUGAGAUUGCCACCUACAGGAAGCUUCUAGAAGGAGAGGAAUCCAGGUAA